Triplophysa rosa is the source of this 2292-nucleotide messenger RNA. RefSeq lists its product as uncharacterized. Gene Ontology annotation, biological process: regulation of transcription by RNA polymerase II. The transcript is spliced from 5 exons. The coding region runs from base 149 to 1678 and encodes 509 amino acids. Gene Ontology annotation, molecular function: RNA polymerase II cis-regulatory region sequence-specific DNA binding; DNA-binding transcription factor activity. NCBI's taxonomy places the organism in Eukaryota, Metazoa, Chordata, Actinopteri, Cypriniformes, Nemacheilidae. The record is from RefSeq and is a predicted model, not a curated record.
UCCGCUAGCUGCAGUCGCUGUGUCCUAAAGUAUCUUUUCUAAUGUUUGUUCACUUUUUGGGGUAGCUAAUGCUUAACUCUGAUUUGUAUAUAGACAGCAAUUAAGCAGAAAGUAAAGGCACGAUCCGAUAGGCUUUAGGUUUGGCAGAAUGUCGAGUUCCGUAGCGUUGCAGACGCACGUCGCUUCUAUUAUAGAAGCGUUAAUUCACGCUGCGAUCGCUGAAAUGUGCAAACUCAUAGGAGAAAAGACGCACGUACUUCCUACUAGUUAUGUUGCAAGCGACUUGCGUGAACACGAGGAGAUGCAUGAAAAAGUAACGACGGAAAAGGAGCACAGAAUGAGGCAGUUUGCAUCAGUUAUGGAAGUAUUGGGCAACGAGGCUCUUGGCAAAAUAAUCAAACUCGUUGAUGAAACCAGAUUUCUGUUGGAUCUUGAGUGCAAAACAUUUUCAGGCAAGCGAGCGAAGCGACCAGGCUGCGUCUUGAACAUUCUGUCUGUCGGAGGACUUGAAGAGGAACAUUCUUAUGAUGGAAGUGCAAGAACGCUGAACAUGAAAAAUGAGUCUGACGAGGCCAUGAAAGACGGUUCGGAAUCCCCUUUUACACUGGCUGUAACGAUCAAAAAUGAAUUUGGACAAGUUGACUUGCAGUCCAUCACUGCAGUUCACUUAAAUGCUACUUCAGAAGAUGAGGUAACGUCUGCUUUACAAGAAGGAAGUGAAUAUCCUCAAGACAUCAUUACUCUCUAUGGGAAGACAUCGUAUAUUUGUUCGGAGUGUGGCAAGAGCUUCUCUUCUCAAGGCAACCUCAAAUCGCAUCAACGCAUACACACUGGUGAAAAGCCUUAUGGCUGUGUCCUCUGCGGCAAGGCUUUUGCUCACAAACAAAGCCUGACAGACCACCAUCGAAUCCACUCGGGAGAAAAGCCGUUUGUGUGUGAGGUCUGCGGUAAACGUUUUGGGAAAGCUGCACACCUCAAGACCCACGAAAUAAUCCACACGGGUGAAAAACCUUUCAGCUGCAAUGUCUGCGGAAAAAGAUUCAACAUUGCGCAAAAUCUAGCCAGGCACCAAAUGACCCAUACUGGAGAAAGAGAGUUUCAGUGUUCAAUUUGUCAGAAAAGUUUCACACGGGCCGUAACUCUAAAAACACAUCAACUGAUCCACACGGGGCAUAAACCGUACUCUUGCACGUCAUGUGGGAAGGCCUUCCGACACGCCGUCAACCUUAAAAAUCACGAGCGCAUCCACACGGACCAGCGACCGUUUAGUUGUGAUUUGUGCGGCAAGACCUUCCGACAGGCUGUUAAUCUGAAGAUCCACAAAAGGAUCCACACAGGAGAGAAACCGUUUAGCUGUAAGGAGUGCGGGAAGAGCUUCAGUCAGCAGAGUAGUCUCAUUUCACAAGGCCGCACACACUCCGGCGAAAAACCCUACGGGUGCAGCUACUGCGAUAAGUGGUUUAACAACAACAACAGUCUAAAGCUGCACCAGAGGAUCCAUACUGGUGAGAAGCCGUACAAUUGUGAGUUCUGUGGCAAGUGUUUCAGUCAAGGCAGUCACCUACGUACUCACAAACGGCACGUUCACGGAGGGGGGAAGCAGUACAUUUGUGAUAAAUGUGGAAAAAGAUAUGCAGAUCCCCGCAAUCUGAAGCUGCACAAAUGCGUUUACGCCUAAUCGUCAACAUUUUGUGGGCCACAUUUAUUAUUUGGAAACAUAUCACGGACAUUUACUGAAAUUUUUACUAAUAUCCUGAUUUCUAAAAGUAAUAAGUUGUAUUACUUUUAAAAGUACUAGUUAUUACUGAUAGCAGUAUGUUUUUUGUAUUUUACCUUAAAUUUUAGUUCAAAAUCAAAUAUUACGCUGCGAUAGGCUUAGCAUUUUAUGCCAGUAUGCAAGAAAACGACUGUCUAAUAAUUUGGUUUUGUUGUCCAAUGGUAUUGUCAUAUGAACUAUUUUCAUUCACUAGUUCAUCACCCCAUACUCCUGUCCUCAUUUAUUGACCCUCAUUUCAUUCAAAAACUGUAUAUGACUUUCUUCUGUGAAACAAAAAAAGAUAUUUUGAAUAAUGUCUCAGUGGUUUUGUGUCUAUAUCAUGAAAGUCUAUAUCAUGAGGCGCCAAUGUUGUUUGGUUACCAGCGUUCUUCAAAAUAUCUUUUUUUGUGCUCUGCAGAAGACAGGUUUGUAAUGAUGUGAGGAUGAAAGAAAUAAAAAGCAUAAGUUAUGGAUCCUUUCCAUAAUUGUUCAUACAUUUUAUGUAAUUUAGCGUUUCAAUAAAAUGUUUCUCUUUA